UUUUUUGUCACUUCGUUUAUAUCAGUCAAAUACAUUUUUGUCUAAAAUUUAUUUGGGUGUUUGUUAAAUAAUUAUAUAUUUGUAGGCAUUUAUGUUUAAUAUAUUUAUUUAUAAUUAGUGAAAAUGGUUCACGACUACUUCGAUAAACAUAUAUUUCUUUGCGAGAUGUAUAAUGAAGAUACUGAUCAAAUACAGAAGUUAGUAUUGAAUUUCUUUCCAUUUGAUAAUUCUAUUCAAGUAAUAGAUCCAGACAAAGGAAAAUUCUUAUUACGAAGACAACAGUUACCCUCACUUAAUUUGAACAUGUUACAAGUUGGUAAUGUUAUAAAUGUUUUUGCCAAACUGCUCCUUAUAACUGAUAGCGCUCCUAUAACACGAAGAUUAUUAUUCAAAGGAGUUCAAAGCACAUUUGCACUAAUAAAGCCUUCGCCGCCAAGCAUUCAUGGAAGCGUAAUAACAUUUAUAAUUCAAAAAGGAUUUCGAAUCGUUAAUAUGAAAAAUGGUACGAUUGAUAAGGAUCAUGCCAUAACAUUAUAUAGAAGUAUAUCUAGCAGUAACAUGCUUCCUCUCAUAAUUGAUUAUAUAACUAGUGGUGAAGUGAUUGGUCUUGAAUUAGUUGCUCCAAAUGCUGUAGCUAAAUGGCGUAGUUGUUUAGGAGCUACUAAUCCAAAGGACGCAGAACCUGGUACGUUGAGAAAGCUGUAUGGGCACGAUAUGUUGAGAAAUGUUGCUCAUGGUUGUAACGAUAUAGAUGAUGCAAUAGAAAACUUGGAGCUAUUUUUUGGAUACCAAGGAAAAGUCCCAAGAGUACCAUUUAGAGCUACGUUCAAAGAUUGUACAUGUUGCGUGAUUAAGCCUCACGCUAUCAUUGAUGGUAAUAUUGGAUCGAUAAUAGAAAUAAUUGCUACUUCUGAGAAAUUUUAUAUUUCUGCAAUGGCAAUGUUUUCGGUGAAGCAAGCUAACGCCGAAGAGUUUUUUGAAGUGUAUAAAGGAGUUUUACCAGAAUUCGAAGAUAUGUGUAUUCAUUUGACCGAAGGAAAAUGUGUUGCUAUGGAAGUCAAAUGUACUGAUCCCAGUCUUAAUUGCGUUUGUGCAUUUAGAAAACUGUGUGGUCCAAGAGAUCCUGAUUUAUGUCGCCAAAUAUACCCUGAUAGUAUCAGAGCAAGAUACGGUAAAACUAUUUUGCAUAACGCAGUCCACUGCACGGACCUUGCAGAAGAUGGUGUUAAAGAAGUUGAAUAUUUCUUCAAACUAAUGUCUAAUGAUCAAUUUUAGUUUUCUAUUUAAUUU
Messenger RNA from Plodia interpunctella (Indianmeal moth), 1290 nucleotides. RefSeq names its product nucleoside diphosphate kinase homolog 7-like. Gene Ontology annotation, cellular component: centrosome. Gene Ontology annotation, molecular function: nucleoside diphosphate kinase activity. The transcript has a single exon. The coding region runs from base 124 to 1275 and encodes 383 amino acids. The record is from RefSeq and is a predicted model, not a curated record. Gene Ontology annotation, biological process: GTP biosynthetic process; CTP biosynthetic process; UTP biosynthetic process. Lineage: Eukaryota; Metazoa; Arthropoda; Insecta; Lepidoptera; Pyralidae.